Molecule: messenger RNA, 4451 nt
Organism: Odontomachus brunneus
Lineage: Eukaryota; Metazoa; Arthropoda; Insecta; Hymenoptera; Formicidae
Product: E3 ubiquitin-protein ligase XIAP-like
Exons: 4
Coding region: 645-1820 (391 amino acids)
Biological process (GO): positive regulation of protein ubiquitination; negative regulation of apoptotic process; regulation of cell cycle
Cellular component (GO): nucleus; cytoplasm
Molecular function (GO): ubiquitin protein ligase activity; cysteine-type endopeptidase inhibitor activity involved in apoptotic process
Source: RefSeq, a predicted model, not a curated record
CGAUUGUGGGCAUGUUGCGUGGUAGCUCUUGCCGCCAUUGCUACAUCAUGCUAUAGUAAUCGACAGUAAUCAGACGCGAACGAUCACCCCCGCUGUGGUGGUUUCGUCGGGUCUCUUGAGUUUUAAGCAAGACUCAAGCUGUGUAAACAUAUAUAUACAUUCACGUACGUACGACGUGUGCAACGUUGAUAGUUGUUAAGAUUGCGUGGUGAGUUGCGUCGUUUUCGUCGGUCGACACAACAAGCAUAUCCGUGCGUACGAAAUAUUCCACUCGCAACAAGAGAGGGAAAGAGAAUAACAGCAACUGAGUUAUUCGAAAAGAGUAUGCAGAAGUGAUAAAGCAAGUCUAUUAUAUGGUUAGCAGCUAUUCAGUCAAGUUAAUACAGGAGGGAUAUACAUACGACCGUGUUGCGGCAACGUCGCAAUCGCAUACUUGAUGCCGCAGCUGACGUGAGCGUGUUUCCUCUAGUGGCGUUCGUUGUGUGUGGAAGAAGUAAAUUUCUUAUCAACGGCUUCGUUUGUAGAAACUGCUUCGUGGACAGCCGAUUGUAAUAUCAUUUGCAAUAUCACAAUGUGCGCACGCGCAUGUGCUUAGUGGUCACUGAACAUGUUCUAAUGUGAAGAAACACUAAUAUUUUAUAAAAAUGACUGAGUGCAUUGAACGCAAAAGUAUAUUGACAAAUAGAUUUUUUAAGUCCACUUCGAAUCUACAUUUGCCACCAAGCUCACCUAUAAACAAUGAUAUAUUUUUUGAUGAAAUUGACAGCAUUGAUUAUCAUUUUGAAGAUGCACGCUUAGAAAGUUACAAAAACUGGCUAUAUCCAUUUAUAAGACCAGACAAACUCGCGGCAGCAGGAUUUUAUUAUACAGGAGAGAGCGACAAAGUGAGAUGUUUUGAGUGUCAUGUGGAAAUAAGCCAAUGGCUGCCAGAUGAUGACCCGAUGGUCGAUCAUCAACGAUGGUCUGGAAAAUGUAGGUUUAUUCGUAAUAUUCCGUGCGGCAAUAUACCUAAGGGUGUAGAUCCUAGCACGAUUUCACCAUCUGUGCCUAGAGGAAGAGAUGUGUGUGGACCUUAUGGUAUAGAAUACUGUCCUAAUUCUACUUUGGACAAUAACAUGCACAUGCAAGACACAGUGACGCUUAAUUUAGGAGGGCGUACAGACUCAAUGAAUCCAAAACAUCCUCAGUUUGCUAAUUACGAUGAUAGAUUACGUACAUUUGAAAUGUGGCCUAUAUCAAUGCCACAAACCAAGGAACAAUUGGCGGCCGCUGGUUUUUAUUACACAGGGAAUGGUGAUCAAACACUAUGCUACUAUUGUGGAGGAGGAUUAAAAGAUUGGGAACCAGAAGAUGAUCCUUGGGAACAACAUGCCAAAUGGUUUUCUAAAUGUUGUUACUUACUUAUGGUCCAAGGACAGGAAUAUGUAAACAAAGUUACUGGAAAGUCCAACAACAAACAAGAAACUUAUAAACAGUCUGUAACAGAGGAAGAUGAAAAAGUUGAUGAUGAGUGUUAUCCCGGACCAAGUUCUCAAAAUUCAGUAGGCUCUCAAGAUAGUGGCUUUGAGAGUAUAGAAUUCUGUGCUGAAUCAAGCGAGUUCAAUAGUGAUCAAUUAUCUACUGUAAAAUUCUCAAAUAAUUUGCACGGCAAACCAAUCGAUGAUGCGAGAAUGUGUAAAAUCUGUUAUAAUAGAGAAUUAAGGAAGGUAUUUGUACCAUGUGGACACUUGGUUGCUUGUGCCGAGUGUGCAAAGAACAUGAAAACAUGCGCAGUAUGUCGUAAGCCUGUGGUAGAUACUGUACAAGCUAUCAUCUCAUAGUCACUGUAUCAUAGCAUUUUGAGUUUCAUCAUUGAACAUCGGUAGCAAAAAUUACUUUUGCAAACAAGACUAUAUGACAUGACUCAUGUAGCAUACCAUUCUGCAGGUACAAACUAUAUAAAUAAAUGGGCCAGUUGCAACCAGAUGCAGAUAACCAGUAUAUGAUAGCUAUAACAGUUAAAGAUUUUUCAAAAAUAAAUAAAAAAUUAACGUUUUGGUUCUUACUUUGGACCUUUUUUAACAUUUACAAUAAAAACAGUAUUUGCUCCAAAUAUACAGGAUGUCUGAUAAUUAUACACCAACUCCAUAGGGGCGUACAGCUAAGCGAGAGGAUAAAAAAAGUCCUCUUCCAUUUAGCGAUAACGCGUCUAGUUUGUUAGUAACAACCGCGUAAAGUUUGGCGUUUGUCAUAUUCAUCGCGGCCUAUAGACGCUCCGCGGCGAACUGUGUGCGUCGAUGCUAAGCGGUAACGCGGCUCGCGCUGACCGCCGCGAUGGCGUCUUGACGCUUUGACGCUGUCAGCGCGCGGCAAGGCGGCUAUGGAGUUGGUGUGUUACAAUUAUCAGACACCCUGUAUAAUUGAAAUCAACCGAGUGUAUAAGAAAAUAAAUAAUACCUUACAAUAAAUAACCUUAUAAAUAUUUACCUUAUAAAUAUUUCCUCGUUUCCGACUGUGCAAUGUAUAGUCAUGACAAGAAAACAGAAUUUGACAGAAUCUCAAAUUAAAGAAAAGGAAUAAAAAAUUAAGGAAAAGAGAAAAACUUAAAACCACGAAUUACGGAAAUAACACUAGUAAAUUUGAAGAACAUUAUAUAUUUAUUUCACAAUCUAUUAUUUCACAAUUGGUAAUUAGUAGCACAAAGUUUUUUCCAUCAUAUAUAUUAUUAAGUUAUAUUUAUAUAUAUCCAGUUAUAUUUAUAUUAAUUAAAUUAAGUUUUUUUUACAUGCUGUAAUUGAAAUAUAUCUAUUAUUUUUAUUUCAAUCGUAAAUUCAAUCUAAAUUUUGUUAUACUAUUUGACACUUGAAUUGUAAUAGAGUUGCUUAAAAUCAAAUUGCGAAAUUGACAAUUUAAAUGGGAAACAGGAAUAACACUAGAAAUCGAUUUGGCCUACUAAUAUUAAUUUAUACUGAAUGUAGUUGCAUAAACUGUUACAUACUAUCAUUUACUUCAAACUUUAGGAACAAGUAUAACUAGCCCAUUUAUUUGUUUCUGAUUUAUGAUCUAAAAAAAGUUGUUUUUCUUUUUUUGUUAUCAAUUGUGUAAAAUUAAUAUUGUUAAUAAAAAUGUAAACUUUACAAUUAUUACAAGAUUUCUAUGGCACUAAUACAAUAAAUGCACUUUAUAGUAGUUAUGAAAGUAAUAUAUAUAUAUAUUUCAACGUGUGAAUGUGUAAAUACAUAAUCAAUAAAAUAUUUGUGAAUGUUCAUGUGAAUUUAUAUUUUAAUAACAUAAAAAAAAGUUAAGUGUACUCACAAAAUGUUCUCAUACAGAUAUAGAAAUUUUAAAUAUUUCUUGUUUUUUAUUCUUGCAACACAUAAUUGGUUAACAAAUUCCACUAUUUAAUUCUAUUAUUUAUUUUUAUUUUUCCUAUUCCUUUGUGUAAGCAGUAUCUCUUACUGCUAUAAAAUCUAUGAAACAAAAGACUAAAUGCGUUUUACGAUUGUGUGUGUAGAUGUAAAAACAUAUUUUUUUCGUACCUUUCUGUUUUCUAUAAAAAAAAUAUAUUUGCACACACCCUCAACCUAAUAAAUAGUGUUAUAAACAUUGUUAAUUUUUGUAAAAAAAAACACAUGUAACAUAUCACAAAUAAAUUUCUAUAUUUUAAUGUGUCAGGAAAAAAGGUAUAUAUAUAUAUAUAUAUAUAUAUAUAUAUAUAUAUAUAUAUAUAUAUGUAUGUAUGUAUGUAUUUAUAUGUAUAUAUGUAUAUAUAUAGAUUGUACCUGCAAUAGGACGUUGCUAUUUGAAUGUUUUUAAUUUCACAUUGUUUCCGAUGCAAUACUUGCUGAAGAAACAAAGUGAUUGCAAAUAAAGGCACAGCUAUGCCUUUGUGUGAUAGUACAAAUAGCAACAUAACAUGAUGUCUAGUCAUUAGUAUUAUAUUAUGAUGAACAAUAACAAUCAAUACAAAUAUAUCCUAUAACAAUCUAUGGAAAAUAUUUAGUUUAUAUCUUUUAUAUUUUCUCUCUCUCUCUCUCUUUUACACACACACGCACACACAUAUAUACAUACACAGAGCCAUGUAAGUAAAAAGUAUAGUUUAUUUUUUUAAUCAGUUCUUUUCUCUCUCCUUCCAUCAGUCUUUUCUCAAUUUCUCAAUUACUGUUCAUCGUAAUUUGUACAAUAUCUUAUUUUAGUUUCUACAGAUGUAUUAAAACAAUUUAUAAAUCAUUUUAUAUAAUUGUAAAAUAUAUACUUUACUUUUUUGUUAUAUUAAGUUAACUUAAGCGGUUCAGGGUAACGAAUAAAAUCCAACAUUAAAUAAAGUUUAGUGUAAAUUUCAUCUUAAACGUUUCUGAUUCUUAUAGUCAAAUCGGAUUAUAACAUAAAGAACGAGAAAUCUCAAUUUCUCAUGUUAUAAUUAUGUGACUAAUAACACUAAGAAUUAUUAAAGAAAUAUGAUAUGACGAUUA